UUAUAUUAGUGCAGAACACUGUACCUUUAAUUUAAAUGCCCUUGGAGUCUGCUGAAUACUGUCAGUCAGUAUGACAUGCAGAUGAGUGCCGUCGAUCUUAGAAACCGCACACUUCACUCAUUUUGGGCAGUCACGGGGCCAAAACCAGAGUGUGGAGCCACAGUGUGGCGGUGGAGGCAGCAGCAAUGGGAGGCCAUACAGCACCCUAUGACAAAAUGGAACCCACCAGCAGUGUGAGGAGACCUGAAAGGGCCCAUGGCAGAGUGGCGAAGCGUAAGCAGCUUAAAUUGAAGGCCAUACAGAGGCCUAU
Staurois parvus is the source of this 310-nucleotide messenger RNA. NCBI's taxonomy places the organism in Eukaryota, Metazoa, Chordata, Amphibia, Anura, Ranidae. The record is from the annotation of a GenBank genome assembly.